Messenger RNA from Clonostachys rhizophaga, 1713 nucleotides. The record is from the annotation of a GenBank genome assembly. NCBI's taxonomy places the organism in Eukaryota, Fungi, Ascomycota, Sordariomycetes, Hypocreales, Bionectriaceae.
AUGUAUUCCAAGGCCAUCUCCGUCUUGGUCGUCGUCCUGAGCGUGUGCGCCAUCUCAGUUCACGCCGCCGGUCCCAAUAUCAAUCUGAAGCGAAGAAACUUCCAUUCGCUCGCAGUCCUGGGCGAUUGGUUGUAUAUCGAGGGAGGGUCAUACUCCUCAUGGUUUGAGAAGGGAUUAUCGGAUCGCGUCGCAAUCAAUUCGACGUACGCCCUUCCCCUCACGCAACCAUGGAUGAACGGCUCGGUCAUAUUCCGUGAGACAGCAUACAAUGGAAAAGUCCAGACCGUCGACCAAUUUGGUCUCUGGACCGAUGGAAAUAACAAGAUGUACAAGUGGGCAGGCUCCUCGACCAACCGAUCCAAGGUGGAGGACACAUACAAGAAGACCCUGUACGAGUUCACCGUCGACGGCAAUGGUGGCGGAACCUGGAGAGAGAAGGAUGCCGCCAACCCCGAUACGUUCGCCGACCUCCGAGUAGCAAGCAAGGGCGCUGCAGCAUCAUGCAAGGGAUUCGGCUACUACAUGGGCGGAUCAUCGAGCUACUGGACUGAGUCUGGAGUCAGCGGCGAGCAAGACGGCGGCUGGUUCCCGGCUCCCGGACUGCUCACCUACGAAAUGAGCACCGGUAAGUGGGAGAACAUCUCGACCGACGGUUAUUCCAUGGACGGGCCCUUGAUCAACGGCAGAGGCCACUGCAUUGAGGGUUUCGGAAGCGACCCCCUCAUCAUGUUCCUGGGAGGCGGAGUAUCAUCGAUGUCGACAGGGAAGCAGAUCAAGCAGAAUUCUCUCGCCGACCUCUCAUUCUACAACCCUGUGAAGCGGAAGUGGAUUCAGCAACCGACUUCCACCGACGUGUCUCCGUUUGGAUCAGCCACCGCCCCGGAUUCUCGCAGCCAGUUUUGCCUGACAGGAGCUCGCGGAAAGAAUGGAACCUACGAGAUCUUUGUGUAUGGAGGAUAUAAUGAUCGCAUUUCGACAGAUCUAGACGACGUCUGGGUACUGUCUCUGCCAGCAUUCCGUUGGUUCAGAGCACCAUCAAGCCGAGCCCCUGGACGCCGAUACCACGAUUGCGCAACCAUUGGCAAAAGCCAGAUGAUCUCAGUCGGCGGUGCAACAGGCGACAAUGCCUUCAGCACAGUGGAACAAUGGCCCAAUGGCAUUGGAAUUCUUGACAUGAACACGGGCAACUGGGUGGACAGCUACAACCCAUCUGCUGGCGAUUAUGAGACGCCCAACUUUGUCCAGCAAUAUUAUCAAGAAAGUGAUUAUUCCGCCAGGGUCAACUGGACCAACGACGCGGACUUCAAGAGCAGCUUUUCAGGUCUGAAGGUUACCAAUACAACAAGUGAUGCGAGCAAAGAUGACACGAAUAAUGACAACAAUAACACCAACAAAACAAAUAUCGGCGCCAUCAUUGGAGGCGUACUUGGAGGAACGGCUCUCAUCACGCUUAUCCUGGCCGUCGCGUGGUUCAUGUACCAGCACCGAAGGCCGGCCUCCGAACCAGAACUACCGAGGGAUGAGCCCAAGAACUACUACUAUGGGUCGGAUUCAUCCUUCUAUUCCAAAUCAGCGAGCCCCGAGACGGUCUACUCCAAUCCGGUGUAUCCCAGUCCGGUUUAUGAGAUCCAUGAUGCUCGGUAUGGCCGCCCGAAUGUGGUUGAGCCGAUGAGACAACCGACGCCGCCGCCAGCAGAAAUGGUCGGCGUAUAA